AUGACGAAUGGGGGUGUACUAAUACCCGAGAACGCUAUUCUCCUCUACAACGUAUUCAAAUGUGGCCGUGACCCGAACCUAUGGGAAGAUCCGUGCUCCUUCAAGCCCCAGAGGUUCCUGGACGGCUUGACGGGUGCGCUGUCCACCAAGGACAAGCCCGCGCUGCUGUCCUUCGGACUGGGCCCCCGAAGCUGCGUUGCGGAAAAGCUCGUGCCCACCGUUCUCUUUUACGUUCUCGUCAGGCUGAUGCAGCGCACGACCUGGAGCCUGCCGCCUGGCGAGGUUUACGACCCCACGCGAACCGACGGCACAACAUUGCUGUUGGCACCGACAGACCGGCGCGUAAUCGUCAGCAAGAGGAACAAAUGA
Dermacentor silvarum is the source of this 369-nucleotide messenger RNA. RefSeq names its product cytochrome P450 1A2-like. The record is from RefSeq and is a predicted model, not a curated record. Bases 1 to 369 code for a protein of 122 amino acids. The transcript is spliced from 2 exons. Gene Ontology annotation, molecular function: oxidoreductase activity, acting on paired donors, with incorporation or reduction of molecular oxygen; iron ion binding; heme binding. Lineage: Eukaryota; Metazoa; Arthropoda; Arachnida; Ixodida; Ixodidae.